AGGGCAGUGAGUGUCUUGGUCAUCGCUUGCCCGUGCUCCUUCGGACUUGCGACGCCAACCGCGGUGAUGGUUGCCACUGGCCUUGCUGCCAAGCACGGGUGUUUGGUAAAGGACUCGGUCGUUUGGGAGAAAGUGGCCGCCUUGAAGUGCUGCGUGCUGGACAAGACCGGCACCAUCACCAAAGGUCAACCCGAGGCCCGUGAAGGGAGGUCGUGGAAGUCUUGCUGCUGCCAGGCCUCCAAGCCGUCUCCCUCGAGGGCGUGACGCCCUCGCGCUCGUCUUCCGCGCGGCUGGGGCGCUUUUCGGAGACCGGGGAGGUGCUUGUGCUUGCGAGCGACAUGUUCGAAAUUGAGUCGUGCUUCUUGAGUAGUGCUGUUGUGCGCCGUUGAGUCGAUCAGUGAGCAUCCACUGGCCAAGGCUCUUCAGCACUGGGGCCAAAGCGUGUUUAAGGAUGCCAAGCAGCUGAAACCGCCAGAAGCCUUUGAGCAUCAGCCUGGACAAGGCGUUCGUUGCUUGAUCCCUGGCCUGGGGCAUGUGACUGCGGGACGGCCACCACUUGACUCGCCCCCCUGGGUGGAGCGGCAGCAGGCCCAAGGCUGCGUUGUGGUGGCCUUGUCGCUGGCCGAUCAGCUAUUGGCGCUCUUGGCGUUGAAGGAUGAGCUGCAGGAGGGUGCCGCUGAAGCGGUCCGAGGCCUUCAGUGCCGGGGCUUUGACUUGUGGCUUUGCACGGGUGACGCCCAGACCACAGCCAACACAGUCGCCAGAAGCGUUGGUAUCAACCACGUGCGAGCAUCAUGUAUGCCGGAGCAGAAAGUUGCACUGGUCCAGGACCGAUCCACGGCAGGUGCUCAUGGUAGGCGAUGGCCUAAAUGAUGCUGCUGCACUGGCAAGCGCCUUUGUAGGCGUGGCCAUUGGCACCGGCACGGAAGUGACCAUGGAGUCAGCGCAAGUGAUCCUCCUGGGAUCCAGGACGGCUCUCGGAGUUGGUUUUUUUCCUGGACCUCGCCAAGUCCACAAUGCGCACGAUUUAUCGCAACUUUGCAUGGGCGUUGGGCUUCAAUCUCAUAGGUCUACCCCUGGCGGCCGGUUUGGGCGCGCCCUGGGGGAUUUGGCUCCCACCGAGCUUCUGCGGGAUGGCCAUGGCCUCCUCGUCGGUCUUGGUGGUCUCAUCGUCUUUGAUGCUUGGCCUGUGCCAUAGAUCAGCAAGGUAGGUAAUUAGUUACAAUGCCAGCUGGCUUCGAGCAUUUUUCCC
Durusdinium trenchii is the source of this 1252-nucleotide messenger RNA. The record is from the annotation of a GenBank genome assembly. NCBI's taxonomy places the organism in Eukaryota, Dinophyceae, Suessiales, Symbiodiniaceae.